Molecule: messenger RNA, 360 nt
Organism: Hypoxylon trugodes
Lineage: Eukaryota; Fungi; Ascomycota; Sordariomycetes; Xylariales; Hypoxylaceae
Exons: 1
Coding region: 1-360 (119 amino acids)
Source: RefSeq, a predicted model, not a curated record
AUGGCAUACACCACAAGUCGAGGAAUCGCAGGCGAACGCGCUGCAAUACGCGAGGAACAGCGCGAAGUAGCACGCAGACGAGAAAGAGAGGCAAGUCAAAAACAUCCUACUCUCGAUAGAUCUGAGUCCUCAGUAUCAUCGGGAAGCAGCAUUGGUAGUGGUGAUACAGAUAUGUCACUCCCAAAGUUUCAAUUCCUUAAGCCUAGCAGACCGGAUGCUUUGCCUCUUAAGAUGGAGAAUUGUCUGGAUAUGGCGCCGAUUAAGAAGGGCUCGUUUUUGUUCAUGAGUACCAAGUAUGUGGAGGCGGAUGAUUGGAUUGAGUAUGAGGAGGAGUUGCGGCUUGAUUCUGCGACUUUUUGA